AGCCUUCCCAUCACAAGUUUUGAGUUGUAAAGGUCAAUUUAUUUGAAACCAACCCUUCUUCUAACAAUCAUGGCCCAAACGGUACCUCCUGUUGUUGCACCCAUCUCAACAACCAGUCCCCCAUCUCUAAAGAUUUUAGCUUCAAAUGCAAAUUUGCUUCCUCGCAGGGAUGUGUUGGUUGGUGCAGUGUUUGGACUCGGCAUCGUGAAGGGCGAAAAGAGUGCAUAUGCAGCAGCAAGGCGUCUCCCACCCCCUCCCCAAACAGAGAAGAAGGACCCCAAUGUAAGUGGUGUACUGGCUAAAAUAAUAGCUAGUAAGAAGAGGAAGGAAGCAAUGAAAGAAAGCAUAACCCAGUUAAGAGAGAAAGGGAAGCCCAUCAACGAGCUGCCAAAUUAAAUUAUUACGAGUAUUAAGUAAAGUAGUUGGAAUCACAAUUAAGGCUUUAAGUGAAAAUUCAUUUGUUCAUCAAUGGCUGUUUGAAGACCUCAAUAUUAUAAUAAAACUAUUGUACUUGUCAAAGUUACCAAAAAA
Erigeron canadensis is the source of this 531-nucleotide messenger RNA. RefSeq lists its product as uncharacterized. Lineage: Eukaryota; Viridiplantae; Streptophyta; Magnoliopsida; Asterales; Asteraceae. Bases 70 to 396 code for a protein of 108 amino acids. The transcript has 2 exons. The record is from RefSeq and is a predicted model, not a curated record.